UUGUCAUAUUUCAUAUUUGUUGGAAACUUUAAUUUGUUUGAGGAAAUUUCAAGAAUUUAGAAACUUAAUUAAUUCCAAACUUCAUAAAAAAAUUUUGUUUAAAUUAUGGCUGACGAAGAAGAAAUCAUAAAAGAAUUUAAGGAUGUCACAGGUUGCACAGAUGAAAGAGCAAGAUUUUUUUUAGAAGUCAGUAAUUGGACAUUGCAGUUGGCUUUAUCUAGUUUUUUUGAAAAUGAAAGUGAAAAUUUUGCUAAUGAAGGCUCAACAGACAUGCCGUUGUUAGAUGAUAAUACAAACGAGUCACUUUCAACUAGCUCAAAUGCAAAACAAGACUCUACAGAUGCUUGGACUAAAAAACAAAAGCCUAAAGUUGCUACACUUCAUAAUAUGAAUGACCAGUCUUCAGAUGACGAAGAGGAGGGUCAAGCUUUUUAUGCAGGUGGAUCUGAACGGUCCGGACAACAAGUUUUAGGCCCACCGAAAAAGAAAAAUUUUAGCGAACAAUUGUCAGAUCUUUUCAAAAUGGCUAGAGAAAGUGGAGCCGCUGUUGACAGUAAUUAUAAAAGUAAUGCACAACAGUGGGGUACUGGUUUAAGACUUGGGCAAACAGACAACGAUAGUCAGGUAGUGGGAGGAACAUCUGCGCGAAAAAAUUCAAAUGAAGCAAAGCCAAUAAUUUUGAAGCUGUGGCGUCAAGGAUUUUCUAUAAAUGAUGGAGAAUUGAGAGUUUAUGAUGAUCCGGACAACAGAGACUUUUUGGAAACCGUAAUGCGUGGGCAAAUCCCUUUAGAAUUACGACAAAUGGGAAAUGUGGUUAGCGUUGAUGUGGAAGAUCAUAGAACCAAAGAUUAUAAGAAGUCCACAACUGUGUUGAAAGACUUUAAAGGUUCUGGUCACACACUAGGCAGUCCUACACCAAAAGUUGAAAAUAAUUCGUCAGUAUCUGUUACAGAUAGCACAUCCCAAGGUUCAACAGAGCCGAUUCAAGUUAAUAAAGAUGAACCAACCACAAUGGUACAAAUAAGGUUAGCAGAUGGAUCUCGAAUUUCUUCUCAAUUCAAUCAUACACACACAAUUCGUGAUAUUCGCCAAUUCGUAUUACAUUCAGCUCCGCAAUAUGUUGGACAAACUUUUGUAUUACUGACCUCUUUUCCAACAAAAGAGUUGUCCAAUGAAGAAGAGACAAUCGAAAAAGCUGGUCUUAAGAACUCAACACUGAUGCAACGUCUCAAAUAAAAAGAUUAUAGCCGAGAAACGCUUUAAUUUUGCCAAUAUAUUUUAUUUAAAAAAAAAUAAAUUAAUAAAAACAGUUUAAUUGAAAUAAA
Messenger RNA from Condylostylus longicornis, 1325 nucleotides. It is a transcript of the gene p47, whose product is annotated as NSFL1 cofactor p47. Gene Ontology annotation, molecular function: ubiquitin binding. Gene Ontology annotation, cellular component: cytosol; nucleus. The coding region runs from base 106 to 1236 and encodes 376 amino acids. The transcript has a single exon. Gene Ontology annotation, biological process: nuclear membrane reassembly; membrane fusion; Golgi organization. The record is from RefSeq and is a predicted model, not a curated record. Lineage: Eukaryota; Metazoa; Arthropoda; Insecta; Diptera; Dolichopodidae.